Tremella mesenterica DSM 1558 is the source of this 318-nucleotide messenger RNA. RefSeq lists its product as uncharacterized. Lineage: Eukaryota; Fungi; Basidiomycota; Tremellomycetes; Tremellales; Tremellaceae. The record is from RefSeq and is a predicted model, not a curated record. Gene Ontology annotation, biological process: positive regulation of ribosomal protein gene transcription by RNA polymerase II. The transcript has a single exon. Bases 1 to 318 code for a protein of 105 amino acids. Gene Ontology annotation, molecular function: DNA-binding transcription factor activity, RNA polymerase II-specific; RNA polymerase II cis-regulatory region sequence-specific DNA binding.
AUGAGUAGAUCAAUUCAAACGGUUCAGGAAUUAUGGCAAGAGUAUCUCUUUGGUAUUAAUGGUCGCCCAUCAAUUAAAAGUCAGUACGAAGAUAACCCUAAUGGACUGAAGAAUGCAAGCGAGACCAAAAAACGUUUUUAUAGAAGACGUAUUAGCAUUAUUCGAGCGGUUCGACGUUUAAGUGAGGCAAGAGCAAUAGAAGAUGUUGAAGCAGCGAAGGUUUGGGAUAAACAUAGACAUACUUUACCAAAUCCAUCUUUAGACGCCUUACAACAUUGGUUGAGUAAAGCAUCAGCAGAAGAACUCAUAUCUGUUUAG